AUGAGGCUGUUGGUUGCAGUCGUCUUCGCGCUCUUGCUGGUCUUUGCAGCCGGCAGGGUCGUUCCUGCCCUUCCGCGACCAUACAGUGUCACCAACAUCACUACCCUUGUCAAGGUUUUCGGAACCCCGCUUGCUGCUGACAACACACUCAAGUAUAGCGCAAACCCAGUCCCUGCAUCACUUUCAUUUCUUGAUGAGCCGGUAGUCGCUGCUGAGCCAACACCUCAGCUCGAAUGGCAGAAGUAUGUCUGUCGAGGUGAGAAGCUCAGCCAGGCGUGUAAGCUGGACAAAGAAAAAGCCAUGCAGUUCGUGGAGCCGAUCGACAGUAUAUGGGACAGCACUAUGGAAGCAGAGCUCAAGCUCUGGGGUUACAAAGAGCUUCUCGCUGACUCGCACUGUUGCUUUGACUUCUUAUCUCAGCAUAAGAGACAGCUUGGUGGUAACAAGCACAUCCACCAAGCAAGCGUCUUUGCUUCAGAAUGGGAAGUUAGCCAGCCCUCAAUGAUCUUUCACGUCAAAGAUGCGCCGCCGCUCACGAAAGCGAAUCAGAAAGGUCUGGAUCUUCCAAAGCGGAGCAAAGGUCUCGCUGGCCGUGAUCUAGCGCCAGCAGCUAACAUUCUCCCCCUUUCCUCCUACAACGACGAGCCAGCACUCGGUGGUGAUUCACCCCCACCGCCUAAGCGCCCGAAAUUAGGUCCAGGCUCCCCUGAGGACCCUUCAUUGCCAGCUUCGCCUAGGGCUUCUCCAAAAGAUGGCUGGGCGACCUAUGUAUGCCGUGGUGAGAAGCUGACAAAGGCGUCUAAGCUGGAUGCAGACAAGGGAAAAGAGUUUGUGAGCCCUAUCGACAGCCCUUGGAGUGGAGCACUUAAAGCAGAGCGCAAGCUUUGGGGGUAUACUGACAUGCCAUACGCUGAUUGUGACUUCGAGGGCGAAUACUACAAUGUCAGAAGGGCGUACAAGGCUCUCAAGGUUCUGCCAGAGAGUGAGAACGAGAGCGAACACGAGGAUUCGAACGAUUGCUUCCGCAUAUUUCACUACGAUCCUGAAAAGACGGACGACCAAGGCCAUGAUAUCGAGCUUAAAGACCAAACAUACAAGGUCAACGAUAAAGUGUAUCGGGCAACUGGUGCGCACGGUACAUUUGGUAUCAACGUCAACGAAGGUAUCGUUUGGUUUAUUGAUCGAGCGUCCGCCCCACUCAAGGCUGCGAGUCUAUGGGGUGUCGAGAAUCCCCCAGUCGACCAACUCCCCGCAUUAAGGCAGAUGUCAGACCUUGCGUGGGGCUUUUGGCAUGAAGCUCACGGUGGCUCGAAUCUCGGCCACAUCACCAAGUUCAUCAUACCGCAGAUCAUCAACCAAGAUACGGUCGGCGCGAUUCAGCAAGCCCUCGCGACGCACACUGUUCCUGAGGGUCAACAACGACUCACAGCAGUACCGACAUGGCCAGGAGUGACAUUCGAUAUUGAGACAGACCAAGGGAAAGCUCUCUUAGGGUCUCCGAACGGCAUUGCUGUUGCGUACUUUCUUUCUCAGCAUAAGCCUCAGCUUGGGUCUAACAAAUAUGUUCACCAGGUCACUGUCUUUCAGCCGGACGAAAAUGACAUGGACAGCGAUGAACCUACGAUCGUUUACUACGUCAAAGAUGCGCCUUACCCUUCCCAAAAAGAUGAACAGACCUUGCAACGGUCAGACGAGAAGAGAACUCUUGCUCGCCGCGACGACCAGUCACUCUGGCAGAAACACGUCUGCAGGGGCGAGAGAUUGACUCAAGCAUCGAAGCGCAAUAAGGAUACUGCGAUACAAUUUGCGAACCCUAUCGACAGUGAAUGGGACGGCACCCUCGAAGCGGAGUUGAAAACCUGGGGUUAUACAGACUUCCGAGGAAAGUCGUUGUAUUGCGAGCUCGACAAUCUCGCUGACAGCUUGAACCAAAUCGGAAUUGAUACAAGAUUCAAGCACAAAUCCAAGGACGGUCAAAAUCAGUGCUUCAACAUAGCACACCGUAAUCCAGGAGAGUCAACACCUCUUAAGGAUCAGAGCUAUACUGUCGGCGACAAGAAGUAUCGGAUGACCGACGCAUACGCUCACAUUGGUGUCAAUGCUCGUGAUGGAGUCAUCUCCUUCCUCAAUGUCAAGUCUGCCGAACGUGGUGCCAUUCAAGCUUGGAAGGUAGAACGGCCGCUGGUUAAUGAUCUACCGAGACUGCGGCAAAUAUCUGAUAUCUCGUGGGCCUUCUGGAGAAGGGCGCACCCGGAUGGAGCCAACCUCGACAACAUCAACAAGUUUCUCGUUCACGACAUUGUCAAUGCCGAUACACUGAAACUUAUUGAACUAGCGUUGAAGACGUACAGAGUUCCUGACGGACAGCAACGCGAGAGGUAUCUACCAAAGUGGCCAGGGUUGGUAUUCGACAUGGAGACCGACGAGGGUAAGGCGAUGCUCGGAUCCCCGAACGGAGUUGCUGUAGGUUACUUCGUUGCGCAGCACAAGACUCAGCUUCGCGCAAACAAAUAUGCGUAUCAGGUCACUGUGUGGAAGGACCGAGAUGGUGACGAGCAAAUGAUGUUUUGGGUCAAAAAUUCACUUCCUCCGGCAGACGAUGGCGACGGAAGCAAGACGCCAGUACCGCAGACUGGCGAUGUGAAAACUCAUGGCAAGGUGGUAAAGCGCAGCGCCGACGGCAGAAGCAUUGUCAGGGAGCAUGUUGUGCUUGCGAAGUUGUAA
Messenger RNA from Ascochyta rabiei, 2724 nucleotides. RefSeq lists its product as uncharacterized. NCBI's taxonomy places the organism in Eukaryota, Fungi, Ascomycota, Dothideomycetes, Pleosporales, Didymellaceae. Bases 1 to 2724 code for a protein of 907 amino acids. The record is from RefSeq and is a predicted model, not a curated record. The transcript has 6 exons.